This is a messenger RNA of Entamoeba invadens IP1, 2826 nucleotides long. RefSeq lists its product as hypothetical. The coding region runs from base 1 to 2826 and encodes 941 amino acids. The transcript has a single exon. Gene Ontology annotation, biological process: Ras protein signal transduction; positive regulation of GTPase activity. NCBI's taxonomy places the organism in Eukaryota, Evosea, Mastigamoebida, Endamoebidae. Gene Ontology annotation, cellular component: plasma membrane. The record is from RefSeq and is a predicted model, not a curated record. Gene Ontology annotation, molecular function: guanyl-nucleotide exchange factor activity.
AUGACAAAAACUGGCUUCCCCCAUUCCGACACAAAAUGUGUGAAUUGUAUGAUGACAAGAAACGUGUCUGCAUUAUCCAGAGAAUCUACUGAAAUAAUGAUAGACAAAGCUGCACUUGAAAUAACAGAAAAAAAUGUAAAGGAAAAACAUAGUGAAUUAAAAAAGACUGAAACUGACAAACAAACAGAAAAAAUAACAAAGCAAUUGAAUAUACCAAAGAUUCAAAAACACACAAUCAAAAUAUUUGGAAAACAUUUGUAUCAACCAAAAACUAUACCAGACAAAACCUCGUAUAUAUCAGUAACUCCACUUAACUUCUUUUAUAUAGUAGAUCAAGUAGUAUAUGUCACUGGUGUGUUGGACUAUAAGAAAAAGAUCCCAACUUUGAUACCAAAAGUAUUGAUGGGGGUAACAGGUUCUGUAAGACAAAUAAUAGCAAACCACAAGAAGAUGAUAUUCAUCAAUGAAGGUAAAAUAUACUCGUCGAGUAAUUUGAGCGAUCCCAACUUGAUUAAAAGAGUCAACGAUCUUCAGGGGGUCGUUCAAAUUAGUUGUUCAGAAAAUCAUUAUGCAGCACUGACUUCACUUGGCCAUGUGUAUUUAUGGGGAAAGAAUCUGAAGUUCGAAAUUGGUACAGAACGAGUUGUUCCGAAUGAUCGGCCAAGUCGAAUUGAAGAAAUAUCAACGCAUACAAUCGUGAAAGUUGUAUGUGGUAAUGGAUAUACUGCAUGCUUAAAUGACAAUGGAAAAGUAAUUGUCGUUGGCAGUGAAAUGUGUUGGAAAUCCAACCAACGAUUUGUUGAUAUAGUCCGUUUCAAUGAUCAUCUUGCUGGACUCACAGCAACUGGAAUAGUUAUAUUAGAAGAUGGUACAAUCAUAAACAGUGACAAUAAAAUUACACGGAUUAGUGAAGGACUUGGGAGUUUAGUUAGUGAGAGUUCAAACAAAAUGUAUUUAUUGAAAGAAUUGGAGUGGGUAUAUGUUGACAAUAUGGCCAAACAAGAGUGGAGUGGGUGUGAGACAAGUUUAGUGUGUUUCAACAGCAAUAAAAUGAGUUGGAUGUGUGGGAUGAUUGAAACAUUUGAACUGUAUAUUGAACAGCUCCAAGUAAUGAAAGAAGUGUAUAUAGUGAAACUAAUUCAAAUAGUAAAUGAAAAUAAUUUAGACAAUGAUGAGACGAAAGAACUGAAGAAGAACAAGUUAUUCAAGAAAGAAAAGAAGAAAGAAAGACCAAGUCCUCCCUUUAAAAAUGGGUUUUGUGUUAUUAAAAGUGAGACAUUCGAAGUCUUUGAAAAAUUGUAUAAGACUUCUUUUAAAAUGUAUGAAACGUUGUUAAGAAAUUACAAUUCAAAACAGCCAUUUGAACAUACAGAGUUUUACUUCUAUUUCUUUAAAAAGAUGUCAUCCAAGUUAAUAUCAUUUGCAGACACAUUUCCAAGAUACACAGAGAUGUUCAACAUAAUAACAGUGAUGAAAAGUCCUUUAUAUAAUGAAUUAGAAAGCUUUGGGGCGACACUUUCAGAAGACGUUUCAACACUGUUAUUCAAUAAACAUGUAGACCUCCUUUCAAUGGUAUUGGUCCCUUUCAAAUUUCUAUCUAAAAUGUAUAAAAACUCCACUCAAUUAAAGAAUAUGAACAAAGCCUGUGCCCAAAUUAUUUUCGAGAAAUUUGAGGAGGUAUUGUUCCGGUGUAACGAAAGUCUUAAAUUGGAGAACAUUAAAUCGUUUGAAUACGUUUAUUCCAACCCACGUACUCAAGAACUAUUGGUUCAACUCUCUUCAUUGGAAGACUUAGUUAUUCAAUUAACUCGACCAAAUUUUAGAGAACCAAAAUUUCGAGAUAUCUUCUUAUUGAUGUUCAGACUCUUCACAACACCUGAGUGCUUUUUAGCAUAUCUGUUACCUCAAUCAAACAACAAAGAAUCUUUUGAAACCAAAAUGCAGACUUUGGACGUUUUGAAAGAGUGGAUGGAAUGUUACCCUUUGGACUUUUUGAACAUUAAAAGUGGUGAGCAGAGUUUGUUGUAUUAUCUGAAAACAAUGAAAGAACCAUACUCUGCCAUUCAGAAAGUUAAAGAUGAUGUUUAUCAUAUCUUUGAGAAGACUAAACUCCAAACAAAAAAUGAAGAAUACCCGCCAAUCACUUAUUUGAAUAUUUUGAGGUAUGAAGAGUUUCUCCUCGACCCAACCAAAGUGACAAAUACAAUGACUUAUGUCUAUCGAAAGCUCUUCCUUCGCAUUACCAAAGUCGAGUUCUUAUAUUACUUAGACAAAGAAUUGAAAGAAAGCGCCGUGAAUAUUAAAAAUAUGAUCGACAGCUUCAAUUAUCUUUCACAGAUGUAUUCACAGAUGUUUAAUGAAGCACCAAAAGAUAAGCAACUUCUGAUCCUUGAAAACACAAUCAAGAUGUUAGACAUAUUUCUUCUCAAUGAUAGAAAUUAUCACGCCAUAUGUGGAAUAGUAUUCGCUUUCAUCAGAAUUAAAGAGAUGGACUCAUUUAAGAACAAACUAUCUUUAGACCUUAAAAAUAGACUCGAUUUUUUUGAGAGUUUGUGUAGUUUUAAUAACAACUACAAAAACUUGAGAGACACAAUUGGAGUGGACGAGUCCCCUCUUCUCCCCUUUAUGGGUAUUAUAAGUAGAGACUUGGUAUUUGCCUCUGAAUAUAAUGCAUCAAAAGAAGGCGACCUUUUCAAUUUUAAUAAGCUUAGAAUAAUGUAUAACGUUGUAAUGAAUGUCAUCAACUACCAACCCAACAACGUCAUUUGUUCAAACAACAUCGACGAAAAGUUUCACAAGAAGUUUUGCCAAUUCCAUGGUGUGUGA